CCGGGCACUCGCCAAAUCUCAAAAUAAAAAAAAAAAAAAACAAAAAACAAAGAAAAGAAAAAAUGUAUAUUCUGGAAAUCAAUCUGUAGAAAUAGAACUGUCUGUCUGCCAUAGAAAAGCGUCCUGCCAAUUUUCAACCGCGUAAGCCUAAACUUCUCCAGUUCUUGGUAAUUAGCCACCAAAUCCUCCGAAAGCAGAAGAGGAAAAUGGCAUGCUAUGCAUCGGUUGGCAACUGGAUGACAGUACGCUCUCCUCUUCCAGUGAUUAAAUUAUUCAGGAGUAGUAACAGUAUUAGAUUGAAGAAGGACUAUGAAUAUAGUUUCUCAAAGCAAAUUUUCUGUUUCCAAAGCCAAAAUUUGAGGGAGAAGAAACAAGACGUUUACUAUGACAGCCUGAGAGUUCUGGAAUGGGAUAAAGUUUGUGAUUUGGUCUCCUCUUUUGCCGGUACUUCCUUAGGUCGUGAAGCCACUAAGGCGCAAUUAUGGUCUUUGAAUAAGAGCUACGAGGACAGUUUGAGACUUUUGCAAGAAACCAAUGCGGCUUUGGAAAUGCACAAGCAUGGUGCUUGCCGCUUGGACUUUAUUGGCAUGGAUCUUCAACUGGUGAAAUAUGCUAUAAGUAAUGCACAGAGGGGUCUGCCAGUCGGUGCAAAUGAAGCUUUGGCUGUUACAACUAUGCUAGAAUUUUCCAGUUUUUUGAAGCUUAAUCUUGAAGCUGCAAUCAGGGAAGAUGCUGAUUGGUACAAUCGCUUUAUGCCUCUUUCCCAAAUGAUAUUAGAGAUGGCUAUAAAUCGACCAUUAGUUAGGAUGAUACGGCAAGUUGUUGAUGAAGAUGGCUCUGUCAAAGACUCUGCUAGUUCUGCACUGAAAAGAUCACGUGAUCAAGUUCGGAUACUUGAAAAAAAGUUGUCUCAGUUAAUGGACAGCAUAAUUAGGAAUGAUAUGAAGGAAGCAUCCUUUCUGGAAGUGAGUAAUGUCGACGGCAGAUGGUGUAUAAAAUCAGGGACUAAUCAGCUGACGAGUUUCAGGGGUCUUUUGUUGUCCAGUGAUUCAGGAAGGGGAAGCAUUUUAGAACCACUCUCAGCAGUUCCUUUAAAUGAUGAAUUGCAAAGAGCAAGAGCAUCAGUGGCAAAAGCAGAAACGGAUGUCCUACUGAUGUUAACAGAAAAGAUGCAAAAGGAUCUUGAUGACAUUGAAAAAAUAUUGAACAUUGUAAUUCAACUCGAUGUGAUCAAUGCCCGAGCAACUUAUAGUCUUUCAUUUGGAGGUGCAUGUCCUGAUUUGUAUUUCCCAGAGGACGUUGAUGGAUCUUUCCCUGUUGCAGCUUCAGAGAAGCAAGCUUCAAAGGCCUCAUGCCCCUUGAGGAGAGAAUGGAUAUUGUAUAUGCCUAAAGCUCAUCACCCUUUAUUACUUCAGCAGCACAGACAAAAUCUGAAGAAGGCGCGGAAGGCUGUCAGUGAUGCUUCCGCUGAAAUCAAGAGAAAAUUCCAAGGAAACAAUGGUGCAUGGAAAGGAGAAACAGAUAUCGAGCUUUCAUCCCUAGAAAUGAAGGUGUCUGCACUGGAACAAGCUCAUCCGGUUCCAGUUGAUAUUUUUAUUGCUCAGACGACAAGGGUCCUAAUUAUAACUGGCCCCAAUACUGGGGGAAAAACCAUUUGCUUAAAGACAGUUGGAUUGGCUGCUAUGAUGGCAAAAUCAGGUCUUCAUGUUUUGUCUUCGGAAUCUGUACAACUUGCAUGGUUUGAUUAUAUUUUAGCUGAUAUUGGUGAUGAACAGUCCUUGUCCCAGUCUUUGUCUACAUUCUCUGGCCAUUUAAAACAAAUAAGUGACAUUCGAUCUCAGUCGACAAAUCGGUCACUGGUGCUACUGGAUGAAGUUGGUGCUGGGACAAAUCCACUUGAAGGAGCUGCAUUGGGGAUGUCACUGCUUGAAUCAUUUGCUGAUAGUGGUGCUUUGUUGACAAUCGCUACAACACAUCAUGGGGAACUUAAAUCCCUCAAAUACAGUAAUGGUGCCUUUGAAAAUGCUUGUAUGGAGUUUGAUGAAGUGAAUUUAAAGCCAACUUACAAGAUUCUCUGGGGAGUACCAGGUCGUUCAAAUGCCAUCAAUAUAUCUGAAAAAUUGGGACUACCAGGGAUAGUUAUCAGCAAUGCUCGAGAGCUAUAUGGUACUGCUAGUGCAGAGAUUAAUGAGGUUAUAAUUGAUAUGGAAAGGUUCAAGCAAGAUUUUCAAGAGCUUUUACACGAGGCACAACAUCAUUUGAUGCUCUCAAGAAACCUUCAUGAAAAGUUACUGCAGUCCAGAAAGAAGAUCAUGGAGCAUGGUUCUAGUCAAAGAUUCAGGAAGAUGCAAGAAAUAUCUGAGGCUGCUGCAAUGGCUCGCUCUAUCCUUCACAGGAAAGCACGGCAGCUUCGUGCACGCUUAACAAAACCUUCUCAGCCCCCUACAGCCAGUAAAAGACAACAUUUGGCAAUUGACCAACAUACUACAGAAGAUAAGAAUGAACAUACUGCAGCAAGUGGACAUUCAUCUGCAGUUGAAAUCAGAAAACACUCGCUAUCAGUGAGGAGGACUAAGCUUCCUCAGGUUGGUGAUACAGUGCAAGUUUUAUCGCUAGGCAGGAAAGCAACAGUUUUAAAGGUGGAUAAAUCUAAAGAAGAAAUAGUAGUUCAAGCUGGCAGCAUGAAGUUGAAAUUGAAAUUAAUGGAUAUUAACACUUGAAUGGAUAUAUGUCCAGGAUUUGGAGUUGGCUGUUUUCUGAAAAUGUCAAAGAUAUUUCACUAGAGUCAUUUCCAAGAAACAUUAGCUUUGAAGGGUCAAGGUAACUAUAAUAAAAAAUUUGAAUUCUGCAUUUCUCUGUGUUUUUGUUUGUCUGGAUGCUAUAUUUGUCUGGAUGCUAUACGUGGAAUACAAAGUCAUCUUUAGAUAGUUAUUUUGGUGUAU
Messenger RNA from Jatropha curcas, 2942 nucleotides. NCBI's taxonomy places the organism in Eukaryota, Viridiplantae, Streptophyta, Magnoliopsida, Malpighiales, Euphorbiaceae. The record is from RefSeq and is a predicted model, not a curated record.